AUGCAAGAAGCGAAACGAUCGAUACGAGUUGCCACGGGCUUGUUGUGGAAGCCUUUCGAUGUACGUUUCGAAGACGUACUCGAAAACUUUAGAUUCCAUAAGGAUCUAGUCAAUUCCGAAUUACUUCUUGCACAGCUCCUUGAGACCAGAGAUGGCAAGGCAAACAUUGCGUCGCAGAUUCAGGCUCUUCAGGAAGCUCUUCGAAAGCGAGAAGAGCAAUUCGCAGCUCGAGACGCACAAUCACUCAGCCCACAAGCGGCGGACAUGAAGAAAAACAUAAUGGAUCGAAAGGUGGCAGAAAUCAAGUUCUGGAUCAAGACACCACAUUUUGACCAACCAUACGAGCGCGCGCUUGAUCAGAAAGAGCCAGGAACUGCGGAGUGGCUUUUAUCACAACAGGUUGCCAUGGACUGGCUCAACCGCCAUGGUCAAGGCUUACCCGAUCCCAAGAGACGAAAAUUCGACGAGCAGGCAUUCUGGGUACAAGCCUCUACUGUAGCAGAAUUCAAAACCACACAGAUCACAAGUAGUCAAUCCCCGCAGGUGUUCUACUUCUUCUUUCAAGACGGACUACCUGAGUUUCAGGAUUCAAGUGCACCGCUUCGCGCAUUUCUGGCCCAGAUGUUCCACAUCAAGCGCACCGACGAAGAUGUCAUAGACCGAUUUUCCUUUAUCAUGGAUGAAACUUCAUCUGGCUCGCCUGUAGCAUCCCGUGGCGCAUUGCUGGAGCUUCUGCAACUUUGUAUUGGCUAUUCUGAAAGCGCCAUCUUCGUUAUCGAUGGCCUCGAUGAGUGUGAAGAUCCAGAAGCAUUCACCAAGGACCUCCUUGCUUUAAGCAACGAGUCUAAUCGCAUUAAACUCCUCCUCUUCAGUAGACCCAACGUAAGCGCACUCUUCAAGACUGUUCCAGACAAGCAGCAUCUCAACAUCGGAAAUCUCAACAAAGCUGAUAUCGAGGCUCUCGUACGCUCACAACUGGACGAGAUGGAUGAAGAAGAGAUGUUCCCGGCCACUGUCGACAUAACUGAGCUGGGUGAUCGAAUGAUAUUUGGCGCUAGUGGUAUGUUCCUGUGGGUACGACUGAUGGUUGCUUACCUGAACUCCCCCGCCCUGACCAGACGCCAAAGGAGUGAGGCAAUCAUGAACAUCACGACACCUGAGGGUCUUGAACAAAUGUACGAUCGAAUUGUGGUUUUGAUAAAAGGCAAAAACAGUGCAGAACGGGACCUCGCAUCGCGUAUAUUCAUCUGGCUGCUCCACUCAAAAAGACCCCUGACAACACAAGAGCUUCAAGUGGCCAUCUCAGAUGAUUCUUCGUUGCAAUCCGGCGUUGAUGACGACUACGUCGAUUUCAAACGCAGUGUCAUCAUGAGUUGUGCAGGUCUUGUCGAGGUUCAGACCACAUCCAGUGAUACCUUCGCCGCCGACAUUCGUUCCUUUCAGUUCAUCCAUCUCUCAGCAAAAGAGUAUAUUCUGGACCAACAUGUUGGUGAUGCAGAGAAUACCUCACAUGGAAAGAGAUCGAUGUCCAUCACGGCUACCGGUCACGGGGCGAGUCUCGCACAAAUUGCCACUCGAUGCCUCGCAGUCCUUUGCUACCGACUGCCAGCCGAUCCCUUGAGUGGGUCAUUGGAUUCUAACAUCACGCCAACGGAGAUACACAAGAUGUUCCCCUUUGUGGGCUAUGCGGCCUGUCACUGGAUUGAUCAUUGUCUCGAUGAUUUACGCUCCAAUCGCGACGCGGAUACGAUUCUUGCACCAAUGUUUCCGAUGUUGGAUACAUUCAUGUCACUGAAGCGACAUUUGAUGGCAUGGAUUGAAGCCUCAUAUGCUUUCCGACGGAUACCCAGCGCCAGCAAAUUAGAAGAGGUCAGCCGCACCAUCUCUUCACUUAUCGUCGAAGAUGGGCCCAAAAAUGAUCUCCUAGAGAAGUUGGUUCGUGAUACCACUGAGCUAGCACGCUACGCCAACAUAUUAGAAAACGACUGGGGCCGCCAGUUACUUCAGUCUCCCAUAGAUGUAUGGGAAGAGAUCACUGCUUUUACAACAAGUCGACUGGUGGAAGGGACGCGUCAUACGCAAGUACAUACACUGAUAAUGGAUCCCCCUAAGGCCGAAUCAAUCGGCUCGCGUUACUUAUCGAAGAUUUCAGAGCUCAGCGAGGAUGGCAAAACCGUAGCGAUCCUGAGUAUCUGGCCAUCGAAGUAA
Messenger RNA from Didymosphaeria variabile, 2208 nucleotides. RefSeq lists its product as uncharacterized. Bases 1 to 2208 code for a protein of 735 amino acids. The transcript has 4 exons. Lineage: Eukaryota; Fungi; Ascomycota; Dothideomycetes; Pleosporales; Didymosphaeriaceae. The record is from RefSeq and is a predicted model, not a curated record.